This is a messenger RNA of Sinocyclocheilus rhinocerous, 3170 nucleotides long. Its product is annotated as GDNF family receptor alpha-2-like. The record is from RefSeq and is a predicted model, not a curated record. Gene Ontology annotation, cellular component: external side of plasma membrane; signaling receptor complex. Lineage: Eukaryota; Metazoa; Chordata; Actinopteri; Cypriniformes; Cyprinidae. Bases 436 to 1902 code for a protein of 488 amino acids. Gene Ontology annotation, molecular function: signaling receptor activity. Gene Ontology annotation, biological process: nervous system development. The transcript has 9 exons.
GCCUCCGCCAGAGACAGAAGUCUGUCCGCAGAGCUCCGCCGUCUGAAGUUUCUCACUGCUGUUGCUUGGGAAUUUCAUUUCGGAGAUAAACGGGAGCGGGAAUAUCCUAUAGAGGAGCUUUGCUUUAGUGAGCCAGACGUUGCUAUUUUGCGUCCUUUGCGAUAUUAGAACAUCAGCAUUGGGAAAUAUGCGUCUGUCCACACGAAACCACCACUAAUAAACGGUUCCUACGGAAACCUGGGGUUAGUUCCCCUCCUGAGCGGAACAGAGAACUUUUCCCUCUUUAAAUGAGGCUUUGGAUUAUUUAGACGGGAAAAAUAAUCAUGGUCCGACAAACGCUGGAUACAAUUUGGGAUUUUUAAGGUCAUAGAGCGUUUAGAGCAGCAUCGGUAUUUUAAGAGGACUAAGCAGAAUACAGUCAUUUGGAGGGAACAUAUGACAGCACAAACGGCACCUUUUAACGCACGCGGACUCUCUAUCAGAAACAGAAACAUGUAUAUCUAUAUCUACGGCUUUUUGCUCCUUUUAGAUGAGCUUGUGUUCUCCAUGUCAGGCUCUUCCACUCUAUCUGAGUCUGGGCACCAAGAGUCAAUGGACUGUUUAAGAGCCACCGAGAAGUGUAACCAGGACCAAAAGUGCAGCCAUCGCUUCAGGAUCUUGAGGCAGUGUCUGGCAGGCAAGGACAGGAACACCAUGUUGGCCAAUAAGGAUUGCCAGGUAGCCCUGGAAGUGUUGCAGGAGAUGGCUCUGUUCGACUGCCGCUGCAAGAGGGGAAUGAAGAAGGAAAUGCAGUGUCUGCAGAGUUACUGGAGCAUCAACAUAGGCCUGACUGAAGGUGAGGACUUUUAUGAGCCAUCUCCUUACGAACCCAUGACGCCUCACCGACAUUCAGAUGCAUUUCGCCUGGCGUCGAUCAUCUCAGGCAUACAUUCUGGCACAAGUAAAGGCCAGCCACACUGCUCAGAUCCCAGCCGCCCAUGCAACCCCUGUCUGGACGCCACCAAAGCCUGCAACCUGAAUGAAAACUGCAAGCGCCAGCGCUCCAAUUACAUCUCCACCUGCACCCGUGCGCAGACCCAGGGCCAGCAACCCUCACAGCCUCAGUCGCAGGACAGCUGCAACAGAAAGCGCUGCCACAAGGCCUUGCGUCAGUUCUUUGAGCGUGUUGACUCGCAAUACAGCUACGGGCUGCUCUUCUGCUCCUGUAAGGACCAGGCCUGUGCUGAAAGAAGGAGACAGACCAUUGUACCCUCCUGCUCCUAUCAGGACAAGACCAAACCCAACUGUCUUCAGCUGCACAGCACUUGCCGUCUUGACGUGCACUGCAGGUCACGACUGGCUGAUUUCCACACAAACUGUCAGAUGACCCCUCACUCCAUCAGCAGCUGCCUCAACGAUGACUAUCAGGCCUGCCUUGCAUCUUACACCAGACUCAUUGGUACAGACAUGACUCCUAACUACAUGGACUCAGGUCACUCAAACUUCACCAUCUCCCCCUGGUGUACCUGCAGGGGCAGCGGGAAUCAGGAGGAAGAGUGUGAGAAAUUUCUACAGGACUUCAGAGAAAACACCUGUCUCCGAAAUGCUAUCCAGGCCUUCGGCUAUGGGUCGCUACCCAAGCCUGAUCCUCAGCCUACUACAGGCUCAGUGAAACCUGACCUUGAGCCCACUGUCAACAUCCCUAAAACAACUAUGGAACCUGGGGAGGAGCCCUGCAUCAUUUCGUCCUGUGCAAAUUUGAACGCACUUGAUUGCUAUCCAUCAAAAGACUACAUCUGCGAAAGUGAGGUUCCUGGCAGUCCACCUAACACAAGAGUAGAGGACCCCAGAAAUUCAAGUCCAGCUCUAUCUGAUGUUUUGAUGCUCGGUCUGUUGUUUGCUCUUGGAAACCUCGCUAUGUAGACCUACCUGAGCUUCAUAAGCCAGCACAGUGAGGACAAGGUUGAUGGAAACCCCCUCAUGAUCAUCUUCAGACCAAACUCACGCCUCUCUCCUCUAUUGCAGCUUUCUUUCUUUCAGACAAACACCAAACAGAAAGAACACAGAGACACAUAUCGAAAAGACUGCUGCAUCCUCGCCAUGGCCGAAACAGAACAUUGCAUACCGAAUGAGCAAACGGCCAAGAAACAGAUAUUGCGUACUUAGCCGCUUGAGUCCAAAGUCUGGUGCCUGAUUGGUGGACCUGCAACUAAAGACCCAGGCACAGAGCUUUCCAGUCUACUGUACUACUUCCUGCCACCCACACCACCCAUAAAAAAGGGCGUCUCGCAGCACCCAUCAGGCCUGAAUUACCCAUUGUCUGGCACUGGAUUACACCAUCUCUGAGAGGCAUUCUCCAUUCCGGCCCACUGCCCAUUUAUUGGAUUUGCUGCGCUCUUCUUUGACAGCUGCUUUAGCUUUCUCAUUGUGAUUAUUCCUUUUCGGUUCCGUAUGUUUUCCUUCUUUUGUCCACCAGUCAAACAGGAGUAAUUACUUUCCCGUGGUUCUUUUAAACGUGAAGUGUUUGAAGUUUAAACUGUACCCUGUCGACACGGCGCAAGGUGGAUAUCACGGGCGACAUAUCUCUUAGUCACAUUCUGUACUUAGUUUGACAGAUUUGAAAAAGAAAAGAACGUUGAGAUGAAGUUGAUGAAAAUGUACCAGUGGAUCAACAAGAGAAGUAGAUCUUUACAAACGGCUUUCGUGUGGGUUCACAAUGUCAAUGGGCUGCCCACACAUGUAUAAUUUUGUCUGUGAAUAUGAAUGUUUUUCUUUCCAAAAGUACAGCUGUUAAUUAUUAUGUGUUGUCUUUAAUUGAACGAUGAUGAGACUCUAGAGAAAGCAGUGGGAGUGACAAGAACUGCAUGACUGAGGAAGACCUGGAGGUGCUCAUACCACUAACCAUUAUUAGUCACGCCAUAAUCGGUCUCCGGUCUCCAGUUCUACACGAGAAAAACCCUGCCGAGGACGGCUAGCAUUUUGGGGCGUUCAUUGUCAUGUGAAUCAUUGUGUGCAAUUUAUGAUGUGGCCUUACUCUUUGUUUUUCCUCCUCGUUAUUUUCUAGUCGCUGUGUGGAGAAGGUCUAAAAUGUUUCUAAAAAUGUACUCACCCAAUUCACAGGUUCAGUAAAUGCACUAGACACAUAUGACUCUUUUAUCAACAUUCCAAAUACUGAAGUUAUGAACAAAACA